GUCCCUCCCGAGUUAACCAAUCGCAAGGCGUAUUGCUGAAAAGUGCGCAGCACACGUAAGGACGGCGGACUUCUGCCGGGCCCAGGAAUCCUGAAACCAUGGAUCAAUUACAUAUUCUUUGAGACAUGCUUUAGAUGUUUUUCUGGAAGCACCGCUACUACCCUAAAAAAUUGAAUGUAUUAUAAAACAGAUCCAUGGCUGAUGGUGACAGAGUCUACAUGGAACUAUGCUUCGAGGUGUGCUGGGAAAAACCUUUCGACUUGCUGGCUAUACAAUUCAGUAUGGCUGUAUAAUUUAUUGUACUUUUGAAUAUGUUGGUGGUGUUUUUAUGUGUUUUGGACCAUCAAUGGAACCUACAAUUCAAAAUUCAGAUAUUGUCUUUGCAGAAAAUCUUAGUCGACAUUUUUAUGGUAUCCACAGAGGUGACAUUGUGAUUGUAAAAAGCCCAAGUGACCCAAGCUCAAAUAUUUGUAAAAGAGUGAUUGGUUUGGAAGGAGACAAAAUCCUCACCACUAGUCCAUCAGAUUUCUUUAAAAGCCAUAGUUACAAUUUGAAAAGUCCUUAUGGCGAACAACACUUACACACCAGAUUUAUUUUUUUCCAAGAUUACUCACUCAGACUGGAUGAAAGUAUUGAAUACUUACGGAGAAGAUGGAGCUUAGCCUGCAAUAUCUGUAAGAAUGAGGAAGUCAAGUCUUAGACUAAGCAGGGAGAUACUCAGUAAUGAAAGAGAAGCUGUUAAUAAAAAGUCUAUCUUCCAGUCACAUCCCUGUGCCGCCUACUAAAACUUCUUUAUAGAUUCCUCUUUUGCAAUGAUUGGCUGUAUCCUAAGGUGGCAGGCAUCAGUUUCAUUUUUUUUUUUUCACUUUAUUUGAAAGAAACACAAGAGAGGGAAAAAGAGAGAGAUCUUCCAUCCACUGAUUGACUCCCUCAGUGCCAGCUAAAGCCAGGGCUGGGUCAGGCUGCUGCCAGGAGUGAAGAACUCAGUCUGGGUUUCCACUUGUGUGGCAGGGACCCAAGUACUUAAUUUAACAUCUGCUGCCUCCCAGGGUGCACAUUAAUAGAAAGCUGGAUUGGAACAGGAGUUGGCAGGACUGGAACUAGGUACUCCUAUGUGACAAAUAGGCAUUCCAAGUGGUGUCUUAAAUGUUGGAACAAGUGCCUACCCUUGAAUCAUUUUUAAGUAGAAAAGGACAGUAACAGUCCCAAGACUGAUAUGGAUAACAUAGUAGUAAGGCAGAAUUUUUUUUUA
This is a messenger RNA of Oryctolagus cuniculus (rabbit), 1252 nucleotides long. The record is from RefSeq and is a predicted model, not a curated record. Lineage: Eukaryota; Metazoa; Chordata; Mammalia; Lagomorpha; Leporidae.